AUGUGCACAAUGUCGGUGCUGUGUCCAUUGUGUGCGGUCCCCAGUUUUGGGAGCAUCGAUGCAUUGCAGCAGCGUCUGAUAAAGGCAGCCAAUGGGCCACUCGCCUGUCCCUUUCCACAAUGUGCCGAAUUAUUUUUGGGUCUGGACAAACUAACCAUCCAUUUGUUUACGCAUACCAGUCUUAUGAUGAUGUCAGAGCCACAAGCGACAUUGACAAGUUCUCCGACAGCUGCAACAGCAACAGCAACAACAACAACGGCAGCAGCAGCAGCAGCAACAACUGUGAAACGGAAAGGCAAGAAAGCGGCCAAGCAUCCAAUAUUAGCGUCGAAAAGUCAAAGGGACUUGGAGCCAACACUAGGUGGUAAUCCGAUUGCCCAGAUUCCUGCCAGUUGUGACAUUUGCGAGUUCAAUUUUCGAAACAGCGAGCUUCGGGACAUGCACUGCCGCCUGGUGCAUGAGAAUGUUGUCGAGUGCAACAGCAACAGCAUUACAGCGGCAACAACAACAACUUGCCAGGAGCCCUAUAAGUGCCAUCUCUGCGCCAAGACCUUCAAGAUGAAGGGUUCGCUUCGUCUGCAUCUGAAGGUGGUUCACAUGCUGGGCUUGCCCUACGUCAACGAUACACCCAAGCUCAACAUAUGCGAUCGUAUACGCCACAAGGAGGCGAAUGCGUUGGGCGGCAGCAACGCGCUAGCCAGCGCAACCACCUUAAAUGGUGCCACAACUUCCACACAGCCCUAUGCAUUGAGUGGUGCAUUGAGUAUGCUGACACAACCACCGGUGCCAACGGCUCUCGGUAGUACCGGGAAUGUCACGAACGAAGCAGAGCCCUCCACGGAUGCUAAUCCCAAGAUAUGGGAGUGUGAUGUGUGUGCCAAGAAUUUUACCACUAAGUACUUUCUGAAGAAGCACAAACGCCUGCACACCGGCGAAAUGCCCUACACUUGUCAGAUUUGCGCACGCACCUUCACCUUCCAGCAGUCCUAUCACAAGCAUUUGCUCUAUCAUAGUGAGAUCAAGCCGCACGUUUGCGCUAUCUGUGGCCGGGCCUUUAAGGAGCUAUCUACGCUGCACAACCACGAGCGUAUCCACAGCGGGGAAAAGCCCUUCAGGUGCGAGGUGUGCGGAAAGUGCUUUCGACAGCGUGUUUCCUUUCUCGUGCACACACGAAUCCAUACUGGCGUCAUGCCCUACAAGUGUGAGCUGUGCCAGAAGAGCUUUCGCUAUAAGGUGUCCCAGCGCACCCACAAAUGUGUGCCUGCUGGCAGCGGCGAGGCCCAGUCGCCGGAACAGUUGAUUCAAGCAUUUCUGGAGUGCAAUGCCAGCAACGAGGCGGAUGCAGUGCAGCAUUCACCGGCAAGCGCGGAAAUAGCUGCCAUCAAUGGCAGUUGUGUGGACGCCGUCGAGCAGAAUGAGGCUCUGCUCUCGCAGGCCAUCGAUGAUAUUGUUGUGGAGAGCUGUCAGAAGUUGGGUAUUGGGGCUCUGGAGCAGCAACAGCAUCAGCCGGAGACUAAUAUCGUUAGCAUUUGCAAUUACAAUGGAAGCGAUUCCCCAUUGCAGCAACUGGAACGUUUGCGUCUCUAUUCGCCACAAUUAGUCGCCGCCAGAGAGGAGACGCCAGCUGAUGCCAAUGGUGUGCCGGCCAGUGAGCUGUUCGGCCGGUUUCUGAUGGACUCCACGUAACGGUAAUCAGCAUAUAAGAGCAUUCACAGUAGGCAUAUUAAUUAUUAAUUUUACAAAUCAAUUAAAUAAUUGUUGCAAUAUGUAAAAAAUUUCAAUACAAAUUUAUUACAAAUUGCGUAUUUCCAACAGUUUUAGAUCAGAGGAAAAAGUUUGAAAUAGUUAAACAAAUUUUAAUGCUGAGUAAAAAGCUGAUUUCUAAUCGUUCCCAAGGAACUAAGCUCUUAUUCUCAUA
This is a messenger RNA of Scaptodrosophila lebanonensis, 1918 nucleotides long. Its product is annotated as zinc finger protein 721. The transcript has 2 exons. The record is from RefSeq and is a predicted model, not a curated record. Bases 1 to 1686 code for a protein of 561 amino acids. Gene Ontology annotation, molecular function: chromatin insulator sequence binding. Lineage: Eukaryota; Metazoa; Arthropoda; Insecta; Diptera; Drosophilidae. Gene Ontology annotation, biological process: regulation of transcription by RNA polymerase II. Gene Ontology annotation, cellular component: chromosome.